Messenger RNA from Drosophila busckii, 1851 nucleotides. RefSeq lists its product as uncharacterized. The record is from RefSeq and is a predicted model, not a curated record. The transcript has 7 exons. NCBI's taxonomy places the organism in Eukaryota, Metazoa, Arthropoda, Insecta, Diptera, Drosophilidae. Bases 177 to 950 code for a protein of 257 amino acids.
UUGUUCGUUCGCGAACGAUGCAAGUCUUUUACUUUGGUCACACUCUUGACCAAUCCAACACUAAUUUCUUAGCAAAACAACUUAAUUUUAAUUAUUUUCAAAGCUAUUCUUAUAAAUUUAGUAUCGCAUUGCAUAAAGGAGUUCCUGAGUUGUGACGUCACACACAAGGCUUCAACAUGAAUUACGGACGCAAGACGCCUUCUACGUAUCGAUCAAAUCCUUCGGUGUAUUCACACGCCACAGGAAGAUCUUCGACUAAUCUGCACUCGAAAAUGUCCCGCUCCACGCGUUCAGUACGCAUUCCUUGGUACCAAAGGCCUUUGCUUAAGAACAAUCAAUACAUUGAUAUUCAAAAGGGUGCCAUGCUAAUUGGACUGUUCGCCGUCUUUCUAUCACUCUUCACCAUUGGCACUACAAUAUUCGACAUUUACUGCUAUUCUAUGGCUGCGCCAGGCUCUACACAUUAUGGCUACUAUAUUAUAUCCUAUGAGUUUGUCUACGUUGGCAACAAGCAUGUGCGCAACAUGUUGAUUGUGUUUGCCUUGUUCUCACUUAUCAUGGCGCUAAUAAAUUUUGUUACAAGCGUUUUGCUUUGUGUAGCUCUGCGUAAGGAAUAUGAGCGCAAAGUGAUGCCAUGGCUUUGGACCUUUGCCAUAUUUACAAUUUGGCGUGUCUUGGCGCUGAUCUUCUUUGCCAUUGUAAACGAUUUGUACUUUGCUUACAACAUAAUAAUGGUGCUGUUGUGGAGCAUCUUCUGUCUGUUUUCCAUUUAUGGAUGGGCUGUUGUCUACUCGCUAUUUUUGGAACUGGUUGACUUGACAAAACUGGAGGAUCUUGCACAUUUGCGCAUGGGCACCAUGGCUUCCCUGCAUGCGUCUACUGCCAAUUCAUUAGCUGGCUCACGUCCAACUACACCACACAGCACUGUAUCGACAAUGCCAGUGGGUUAAACAUUACUGCAUUGGGCUCAAACUAAAAUGCGCUUUAUAUUUAUAUUUGUACACAUUCCAUUUAAACAAACUUAUCCACCAGUUAAGUGCCUUAGAUGCGUUACAAAUACGUCUAGUACAUACAGCUGUAUUGACAACUUUUAAACAAGAAUCUGCAUAGAAAUUAAGUUUCAUUCCGUCCAUUUUAUCGAUUGUUUUUAUAAAAAUGUAUUGUAUCUAUAACAAGAAAUCUCUGCCUUUGUGCGUAUUUACAUAUCAUGUUUUUUAUACACAGCCCAUGUAACACUAUACAAUGGUCUGUACAAUGCAAAAUAAUAUUAAACAACAUCUUUGUAAUGUCUGUGUUUAUUUAUUGGCAAUUUGAAAUUAAAGUUAAAGCUAAUUGGAACUACAAAACAAAUUGCAUGAAGGGCGUUUAAUAAAAGAAGAUGUAUGAAUUGCGCAUUAUGAACAAAAGGAAACUAUAUUUAAUUUUACAUGGGUAAAACAGUUUAAAUAUCUUACCACCUUCGUAUAAGCUUUUACGCAGUGUUUUUCGCGCUUUGUGAGCAAAUUGCGUGUUUUCCAACUAGUCAGGCAGGCGGACGAUGAUAAACAAAAUGCAUUUGCCCACCUCUCACUGCACUUCGUUCAAAUUUCGCUCUCCAUGAUUCUUGGGUGCUUUGCCCGUUGCUUGCUUGCUUGUUGUUGUUAUGCAUGGGGCGCGUCGUUCACCUCGGUUAAACUCCCCCACAAUCGCAAACAGCAAUGUAAACACUAGAUACGCACACAAAUGCGUUAUGAAUUGGCUCUCCCUUGUGCUGUUAACUAAAAGAACAGACCUGUUUUUCACCAUAAACGCUAGCAGAGCUGUUGCUGACUAAUUGAUGUUAUUGCUAAAUCUUGCCGUCGCAAUGUUUUU